AUAAUCUAGCCAUAAAAGCUAGGAAAAGCAAAUAGAACCUUCACAACCUUUGUCAAAAAAAAAAAUAAAAAAAAUAAAAAAAAUAAAACUACUUUUGUCGAACAUACCCAUAAACAACCUUCAUACCUCUACUAAAAUUUAGCAAAAUAAAGUUUUUGGUAAUUAUUAUGGACAGUUGAAAAGGUUGUAAAAGUAGGACCCACAAAACGCCACUGUUAGCCGCUAAUUACCUUCCACCUCAACCUUUAAAACUCCAAACUGCCCACACUCCUACACGUCACUAUCUUCUUUCUCCCCCACUCACACAUCACUGAUGACAUCUCUCUAAAUCCCCGCCAUAUUUCUCUCUCGAACUUUCCUCUCAUUUCUCACUAUCUCUUCUUCAAUGGCGUUCUUCACUUCUCCCCAAAUCAACCCUAAUUCCGCCAUUAUUACUCCACCUUCAACCUCACUUCACCUCAACUCAUCGUUUCGAAACCUCGAACUUCGUCUAUGGAAGAAACGCCGUUUCAAGCGCAAAUCCAAACUCUUCUUCACUCUCCGAAACUCUCUAGAACCUUCUUCAUCUUCAUCCUUCGAUUUUCUCUCUCUUCUAUCACUCAAUUGGGUUCCACCAGCUGCUCUAGGGUUUGCUUCAGCUCUCGCAAUCUCUCUCUCCAAUCAAAAACCCAAAAUCCCCAAAUUAAAUCCCGAUUCUAGGGUUUCCGAUAUCGGAGAAUGGCUACUCUUCUCUAGCCCUACUCCGUUUAAUCGGUUCGUUUUUCUACGAUGCGGUUCAAUUUCGUUUGAAGGAGGAGAGGAGUAUUUGGAGGAUGUGAGUGAGAGAUUAGUGAAGGAGGAGAAGCAUUAUGUGAGGUUAGAUAGUGGGAGGAUUCAGGGGAAGAAUGAUGGUGAUGGUGAUGAGGUGGAGGAGAGAGAUAGCGUGUCCGUUGAGUAUCAAAGGGUGUGUGUAGGGACUGAUGAUGGUGGAGUGAUAUCUUUGGAUUGGCCUUCAAAUUUGGAUUUGAGUGAAGAGAGGGGAUUGGAUACUACUGUUUUGUUGGUGCCGGGGACGGCGGAAGGUAGUAUGGAUGAUAAUGUGAGGUCUUUUGUGGCGGAAUGUUUGAGGAGAGGGUUGUUUCCGGUUGUUAUGAACCCUCGUGGCUGUGCUGGUUCUCCUUUGACUACUGCUAGGUUAUUUACAGCUGCUGACAGUGAUGACAUUUGCUCGGCUAUACAGUUUGUCACCAGAGCAAGGCCAUGGUCUACAUUGACAGGAGUCGGCUGGGGUUAUGGUGCGAACAUGCUGACAAAGUACCUUGCUGAGGCUGGGGAAAAGACCCCUCUGACAGCUGUUACGUGCAUUGACAAUCCCUUUGACUUAGAUGAGGCCACCAGGACUUCUCCUUACUCCACUACCAUUGAUAAUAAGCUGAAGGGAGGCUUGAUAGAUAUCUUAAAGUCUAACAAGGAACUUUUUCAAGGUAGGAGGAAAGGUUUUGAUGUGGAUAAGGCUUUGGCAGCUGAAUCUCUUCGUGACUUUGAAAAGGCAAUAUCCAUGGUUCCUUAUGGAUUUGAUACAAUAGAAGAGUUCUACUCAAGCUCUAGCACAAGAUUGUUGGUGGGGGAUCUGAAGAUUCCUGUACUUUUUGUGCAGAAUGACAAUGGGACAGUACCUCUGUUCUCUAUUCCCCGUGGGCCGAUUGCUGAAAAUCCAUUUACCAGCUUGCUUCUGUGUUCUUGUUUACCAUCUAAUGUUGCUGCCAUCUCAUGGUACCAGAAAGUGGCAAUUGAGUGGCUCACUGCAGUGGAGCUUGGACUUCUAAAGGGUCGCCACCCACUUCUUCAAGAUAUAGAUGUUACUAUCAAUCCUUCAAAAGGUUUAGCUCUUAUGGAAGGAAGAACAUCUAAUACAAGUGGCAGGCUUGAUAGAGUCUUGGAUUUAGGCAAAUUAGAUAAUUUAGAUGCAUAUGUGGAUCCUAUGAAGGAAUUGCUUACAGAGACUGAUGCUAUAGCCAGUACUAAUCCAAGAUUCAAUCAGAAGUCGCUGAGAAAUCAGGCUCUUGGUGAGCAUGUUCUGAGUGAAACAAAUGGUGCUUUCCCAGAUGGCACCUUGAAAGAUGAAGAUUCCACUAAAGACACGGGAACCAGUCAAGUGGAGAGUGAUGCAGGCCAAGUGUUGCCAACAGCACAGGUUGUUAUGAAUAUGCUUGAUGUGACUAUGCCUGGGACUCUAAAAGAGGAAGAUAAGAAGAAGGUCCUAGCAGCUGUUGAUCAAGGUGAGACGCUUAUCAAGGCGUUACAGGAUGCUGUCCCCGAGGAUGUCCGUGGCAAACUUACGAGUUCUGUUUCUGACAUUCUCCAAGCACAAGGGAAGAGUUUGAAUUUUGAUAAACUACUGAGCAUCAACCGUAGAGCUGAUGCUGUAUCUGGUUUGAAGUCAAAGAACAAUGCGAACUUGCAUACCGACUCCAAAACUGAUAGUAAUGUUCCUCCUUCAGAUAUCAAAGCUUCAGAAGAUACUAGAACAGAUGGAAAUGAUAAUGAUCAAGUUGAUGCGGAUAAGCUUGGUAGUGAAGAUAGUGGGACUCAGCCGCCAAAAACAUCUGUCAAAUCUGAUAUUUCGGAGUCUAAAGCUGUGAACAGUGACGAUGAUACAGGCUUGACAAAAGGUUUGAGUGAAUCUCAGAACAUCGACGAAAAACUUGAUAAUGAGGCUUCUGCCAAGAAGGUAAACCAGCUUUCUGAAUCUAAUGAGGAUGGGUCUGAGAGUGCUGCCAAAAUGAACUCAUCUAGCAAUAGUGCUGGCGUCACCAACGAUGGAGCAGUUAUGCAGAGUAAUAGGUCCCAAGAUGAUGAAACAAACCAGAAAGAGAGCAGCAUCCCUGGAAAAGUUGGGGAGUCCAAGGAUUUGUCUGACGAGCAAAUUAAGUCAAGCUCAGCUGCUGAUAGUAGACCGGCUGAUACAAAUGAAGCAACAGCAUCUCCCACGUCUGACAGCCAAGUGUCUGAAAAAAGAGAUGAUGAUAAAAUCAAGGGUGAAAUUGUUCAACCUCCGGCUGAUCAGAACAGAGCUUCCACAAGCACCGAUUUCAGUGUUUCUCAAGCUUUAGAUGCUUUGACAGGGAUGGAUGACUCAACACAGGUGGCUGUCAAUAGUGUUUUUAGUGUCCUUGAAGAUAUGAUUGCUCAGCUGGAGGAGAAAAACAGAGAAAGCAUAGUCAAUCAGGGGAGUGAGAAUAAGGAUGUUGUGAAUGGUUCAGUUAUUGAGAAGGAUUGCACUAGCAAUGAGCUCCAACUAGAAAAACAAACAGAUGUGGAAGAUGAGGAAGAUACAAUUCCUCUGGACAUGGAAGUAGGCAAUGGACACGAUAGCAACAGGAGUACAGAAAGUAGUUCAAUUAUAGCUGCUAGCAAAGAAAAGAAUAUUGAGAAGCUUAACCUGAUCGCCAAUAAACCAGAAGCAACAAAUAUUGAUGGAAUGAUGAACAUUAGUAAAAACUCUUUUUACAUGACAUUAGAUCCAAAUGUAAGUGCAAUAGUCAAAGAGUCCUUCCUGAAAUACAUCCUUGCAGAGAUCCAGAAAGUAAAAUAUGCCGACAGGGAUUCAACCAACCCUCCGUUUCUUGAUUAUACUCCAGAACUUGGGAACUAUCUUCUGCUAAAACAACCUGGUGGUUUACAUGUUGCUGUAAUAAACAACAACAAUGACAGAAAGAAGAACUCCAAGCUACUACAGAAAGAUAAUGUUACGGAUAGUGUUAUUGAGCCAUCCUAUGUUAUUUUAGACAAGGAACAGGAGGAACAAGGUGAAGAGCUAGUGGAGAAAUUGCAUGACAAACCUGUGAGCCAUGAUAAUCAUUUGGAAGAGUCAAAAUCUUUUGUUAAGAGCACUUUACUUAAUUCUCUGAAAGUUGAAGUUAGCCGUAGGCUUAAUGCACUGAACAUGGAAGAUAUGGAAGCUGCUCUUGCAGCAGAUAUAGAAGGAGUGGCAGAUGCUGUCUAUCUGGCAGUUCAACAUGAUGAAGAGCAGAAUCAGAAGCUCUUGUUUUCUGGCUAUGACCCUGAUUUUCAAGAAUGGAGCAGGCUUAAUGGGAACCGUAUCAUAGAAGUGAUUACUGAGGCAGUUCAAAAUAGCAGCUACCUGAAUAAAGUGUUGCCUAUUGGUGUUAUCGUAGGCUCUAUUUUGGCUGCUUUGAGAAAUUGCUUUGAUUUGGCUUCUGAAUAUUGCAAUAAUAGUGCUGCUGGUUUACUGGACUUGGAUCAAGAUCACAUUAGUGUCUCGAAGCCUGAGGACCAACUUCGACAAGAUGUGGUCAUUCAGCUUCCUAUUGAUGGAAUCGACCAUGAUCUUAAUCCAGGGAAGAAUUUGAGGAAAGAUGAGGGAAGUGUUGCAUUGAAUACUCUUGACGAAGAUGACAGUGACGAAGACGACAGAGCUGAGGCUAAAUCCAAAAGUUUAAGUCAGGACACUCUCAUGGUUGGUGCUGUUACAGCUGCACUUGGAGCCUCUGCUCUACUAUCAAAUCAGCAGGAGAAUUUAAUGGGACAUGACAAUUCUGAAACUUCAGAAGAGAAACAUAUGACGAGUGAACCUAUCAAGUUAGAGGAGAUGGUGGAUAACAAUAACCAGAAUAUUGUAACAAGCCUGGCUGAGAAGGCAAUGUCUGUUGCUGCUCCAGUGGUUCCUACUAGGGAAGAUGGAGCCGUGGAUCAAGAAAGGAUUGUCGCAAUGCUGGCAGAAUUGGGCCAGAGAGGUGGUGUGCUAAGACUUGUUGGCAAAUUAGCUUUACUUUGGGGUGGUUUUCGUGGUGCUAUGAAUCUGACGGAUAGGCUAAUCUCAUUUUUCCGAGUCGCUGAUCGGCCUUUAUUGCACAGGGUACUUGGUUUUUCCUGUAUGGUGCUAGUAUUGUGGUCCCCUGUGCUGGUGCCGCUGCUGCCUAUUCUUUUUCAGAACUUCACAACACAUAGUUCAUCUAGGAUUGCUGAGCUAACCUGUGUUGUUGGUCUUUACACUGCUGUCACAAUACUCAUCAUGCUGUGGGGUAAAAGAAUACGAGGAUAUGAGCAUCCAUUAAAGCAAUACGGACUGGAUCUUACAUCAUCAAGAAAGGUGCAACAUUUCUUGAUAGGGUUGGUUGGUGGAGUGUUGCUAGUUGUGUCGAUACAUUCUCUAAAUGCAUUCCUUGGUUUUGUCAACCUUACAUUACCAUCAAAUUUUAGUUCGUCUUCCUUGAAUCUUACUGCCAAAAUCAAAGCACAUGGUCAGCUGUUUCUAUUGGCUGGUCAAGGUUUUUUGAUGGCCGCUGGUGUUGCUUUUGUCGAAGAACUGCUUUUCAGAUCAUGGUUGUUAGAAGAAAUUGCAGUCGACCUUGGUUAUCAUCCUGGAAUACUUAUAUCAGGACUUGCAUUUGCGUUAUCACAGAGGUCUUGGCAGGCUGUUCCUGGGCUAUGGCUGUUGUCUAUGUGUCUUUCUGGGGUUCGGUUGCGAAAGGAUGGCAGCCUUUUCAUUCCCAUUGGACUGCGCACUGGGCUCAUGGCUUCCAGUUAUAUAUUACAAUCAGGGAGUUUUUUGGUUUACCUGCCAAAGUUUCCAUGGUGGGUUGUUGGUACGCACCCCUUCCAGCCAUUUAGUGGAGUAGUAGGGCUUCUCGUUGCUUUAUUAUUAGCAGUGGUUCUAUAUCCGAGGCAACCUGGACUAAUGGAAAGAAUUCCUCGUACUAUCCGGGCAUGAAGCUUUUCUAUGAGAGCCUAUGAAUGUGAAGAAGAGAGAUAUCAGUUAUAUGAUCCUUAUACGGUUCAUUUGAUAUACUUGAACAUAUGGUGAUUGCUAGGGUAAUUGCAUAUAUAAAGGACAAUGUUAUUACCUUCUGCAAGGUGAACCAUGGGAGUGGAGGUGAAUAGGAUUUGUAUUUUUUGACUAUACAAACGCAGAAAAGAUUCUGCUUCAAUCAAAUGUAAAUAAUCGUGACAGAUAUACUUAUACACAAUAAACUUGUAACAAUAUAAAUGUUUAUAGAAAAUUUUGUCAACA
This is a messenger RNA of Beta vulgaris subsp. vulgaris (sugar beet), 6013 nucleotides long. RefSeq lists its product as uncharacterized. The record is from RefSeq and is a predicted model, not a curated record. Bases 386 to 5713 code for a protein of 1775 amino acids. Gene Ontology annotation, biological process: CAAX-box protein processing. Gene Ontology annotation, cellular component: membrane. Gene Ontology annotation, molecular function: monoacylglycerol lipase activity; metalloendopeptidase activity; short-chain carboxylesterase activity. Lineage: Eukaryota; Viridiplantae; Streptophyta; Magnoliopsida; Caryophyllales; Amaranthaceae. The transcript has 12 exons.